Messenger RNA from Seriola dumerili (greater amberjack), 1148 nucleotides. RefSeq lists its product as uncharacterized. The coding region runs from base 137 to 799 and encodes 220 amino acids. The transcript has 2 exons. The record is from RefSeq and is a predicted model, not a curated record. NCBI's taxonomy places the organism in Eukaryota, Metazoa, Chordata, Actinopteri, Carangiformes, Carangidae.
CCAGAGACCCUGAAAUAACCAGAGCAGUGAAGACCCAGAGACGGGGUCAGGAAGUGAGUUCAGAGCAUCUUGACACUGUACCUGACUCCAUCUCUGCAUCAAGACUACGGCCGAAGACUACUUCAAAGAGAGCACAAUGGACGGAACCAGAACAUCCCUCUGGCUGUUUCUCCUGCUCAACCAGCUGCCAUUCUGUCCUGCUGAUGCAGGACAAGGUUCUUCAACCAUGCAGACAAAUACAUACGCAACAAAAGAACCCAGUGGCAGCUCAGUCCAUUCCAUGGAGACCAGCCUCACUACUACUGACCACACAAACUCUCCGGAUACAGACAGCAACGGCACUCGUGCUGACUGCUUAAUCGACACUGAGAUGGGUCUGGUUGCUAUAGGUUCAGCAGGGGGGCUGAUUGUCUGCCUUCUGGUUGCCACCGUGGUAUUGGCAUGUCAGGUCUGCCACAUUCAGCGCCGGGUUUAUGCCCCCCGAGCCUCCCGGUCUAACAUGGACUUGGUGAGCCGUGCAAGCUACUGGGACAUUGAUCAGCCAGAGGUUGGAGGAAUGGUUGGGCCGUGCGACGCCAGUGUUGUGCUAGAGGAGGUGAGAGCACAAAGCGAGAUGGAGGAAGAGAGGCACGCUAAAAUACAAGGGGUGAAGGAAGAGGCUGGGGUGGGACUUGAGGAAGGGGCCACGGCGAUGGCUUUUGACCCAGAAGAGAGGGCCAGUGAGAUGCAGUGUGCCAGUUCCAGGGACUCCUGUCUGGAGGUUCCCAGGGAUCUGGAGGACAUGCCCCUUGUUGUGUGAGGAGAUAACCUCAGUAAACUCUUCAGUCAAGACAAACAGCAGCCAGUCAGUUCAGCUAAUGAGCUUUGCUUUAACUUAGCAUGUUUGUUUCUUUCCAAUUUAUUACACAAUUUAACUAAACCCCUAGUAAAAAUAAACUAGUGCCGACACAAUAGCUAUAUCCCAUACUGAAAAACUACUGUUUUUGGAAACCUUGGCGACAAAGAAAUAGAUUUUUCAACAAAACCUUUAUUUCACAGAAGAAAAGACACCAAAGUAGUGAAAUUUUAUAUAUAUAUUAUAUAUAAGAACAAGUUAACAACUUUACAAGAUUGGUGUACUCCACUGCACUCCACUGUACUUUACUGGA